UUUAUAGAAUUUCGUCAACAAUUUCAGUUAUUGUUGGCGCCCAUGUAGAAAACAAUUUUUUCAAAACUGAGGUUGAUCAAAUCGGUUAACUAUGUCACAAGAAAAAUUAAGUGUGCUUGAUGCCCUAGACAACGCUCGUACACAAUGGUACCACGUCACCGCCAUAGUGAUCGCCGGAAUGGGCUUCUUCACCGACGCAUACGAUCUUUUUUGCAUCUCAGCCGUCUCUAAACUCCUCGGCCGCCUUUACUAUUUCGACCCCCAAUCACCUAAGCCCGGAAAGCUUCCUACUAAUGUUAACAAUGCCGUGACAGGAGUAGCUCUUGUCGGAACCCUAGCCGGCCAACUCGUAUUCGGGUGGCUCGGGGACAAACUAGGCCGCAAGAAAGUUUACGGAAUCACCCUCAUCAUGAUGGUCAUUUGCGCCAUUUGCUCUGGCCUCUCGUUUGGCUCGAGCUCACACUCCGUCAUGGGAACCUUAUGUUUCUUUAGGUUUUGGCUAGGGUUUGGCAUAGGCGGAGAUUACCCGCUCUCCGCCACAAUCAUGUCUGAAUACGCCAAUAAAAAGACUCGCGGCGCUUUCAUAGCCGCGGUGUUUGCAAUGCAAGGAGUUGGAAUAAUCUUCGCGGGGUUAGUUUCCAUGAUUUUUUCGCGCAUUUUUCUAGCGGUGUAUGCCGCUCCUCCCUACAACGAAGAUAAGGUCUUCUCCCCACUCUUUUCAACUCAACCCGAAGCCGAUUACUUAUGGCGAAUCGUGCUAAUGAUCGGAGCUUUACCGGCAAUAUUGACAUACUAUUGGCGUAUGAAGAUGCCGGAAACAGGAAGAUACACAGCAAUGAUCGAAGGGAACGCAAAGCAAGCCGCAGCCGAUAUGGGACGAGUUUUGGAGAUUGAAAUUCAUGAUGAACAAGAUAAGUUGGCUCAAUACAAGGCUGCAAAUAGCUACCCUUUAAUGUCAAUGGAGUUUUUACGUCGUCACGGGCUUCAUUUAUUAGGAACAUCAACAACUUGGUUUUUACUAGACAUAGCUUUCUACAGCCAAAACCUAACACAAAAAGACAUUUUCCCAGCUAUCCAUUUGGUCAAAUCUGAUACUCAUGUCAAUGCUCUUAGAGAAGUGUUUGAAACAGCACGUGCCAUGUUCGUUAUAGCCUUGUGUGGAACCUUUCCCGGUUAUUGGUUCACAGUUUUCUUAAUCGAAAAACUUGGUCGUUUCAAAAUCCAACUCGGAGGGUUCUUCAUGAUGUCAGUUUUCAUGUUAAUUAUAGGUCUCAAAUAUGAUUAUCUUAAAAGUCAUAAUGGAACUUUGUUUGCAGUGUUGUACGGAUUGACUUUCUUCUUUGCCAAUUUUGGCCCCAACAGCACGACCUUUGUCUUGCCAGCUGAGCUGUUUCCCACACGUGUGAGGUCCACGUGUCAUGCUAUCAGUGCAGCUUCGGGUAAGGCGGGUGCUAUUAUUGGUGCUUUUGGUAUUCAAACCUACACUUUGGAUGGUGAGGAUUUCUCUUCACGUUUUUAG
Messenger RNA from Cannabis sativa, 1519 nucleotides. Its product is annotated as low affinity inorganic phosphate transporter 4-like. The record is from RefSeq and is a predicted model, not a curated record. The transcript has 3 exons. Gene Ontology annotation, biological process: transmembrane transport. Gene Ontology annotation, molecular function: transmembrane transporter activity. Gene Ontology annotation, cellular component: membrane. Lineage: Eukaryota; Viridiplantae; Streptophyta; Magnoliopsida; Rosales; Cannabaceae. The coding region runs from base 92 to 1519 and encodes 475 amino acids.